AUGCCAGUCUGAUUUGCAGCCAAAACUGAACCAUCUCUUAUCGACUGAGACCAUGACUUUUAAGCUGGUCUUUCUGCUCCUUUUAUUCAAGUUUGCUUUUUCAGAGAGGACCUCUUGUCGGCCCUGCUCUGAGGUGGAAUGCCAGAAAUUACCCAGAACUUGUUUGGCAGGUCUAGUAAAAGAUAAAUGCGGAUGCUGUGACGUUUGCGGUCAAUUGGAAUUUGAACCAUGUUACCAUCCUGAAGUGGAUAAAGAGCACGACAUUUGGAAAGGACGGUGUGGAAAAGGGCUGACUUGUCGAAUCAGAAAAGAUUUGCCUGAGGAAGAUCCCUCAAUAGCUGUAUGCCGAUGUGACAUGGAAGAAGAUUACUGCGGUGAUGACGGUAUCAGUUACACAAGUAUUUGCAGUCUGCUGGAGAAAGGAAAGAGAACCAAUAAAACUAUCACCAUAGCUAGGACUGGCCCAUGUGAUUCCGAUGACGAUCCCAAAUUAUCCGUUAACACAAGGGGAGGACCCGAAAAAUGGCAAAAAACCGGAUGGGUUCAAAUCCAAAGGAUUGAAGAAAAACAUGAGGGAGAUUAUAUUUGUAUCGCAAUUAACAACAAAGGAAAGAUGACAAAGGCUGAAGCUCGCCUGAAUGUAGCAAUCAAUUAA
Messenger RNA from Dimorphilus gyrociliatus, 655 nucleotides. The record is from the annotation of a GenBank genome assembly. NCBI's taxonomy places the organism in Eukaryota, Metazoa, Annelida, Polychaeta, Dinophilidae.